This is a messenger RNA of Anolis sagrei ordinatus, 7228 nucleotides long. It is a transcript of the gene PAX2, whose product is annotated as paired box 2. Gene Ontology annotation, molecular function: RNA polymerase II cis-regulatory region sequence-specific DNA binding; DNA-binding transcription factor activity, RNA polymerase II-specific. Gene Ontology annotation, biological process: regulation of transcription by RNA polymerase II; anatomical structure development. The record is from RefSeq and is a predicted model, not a curated record. Lineage: Eukaryota; Metazoa; Chordata; Lepidosauria; Squamata; Anolidae.
UUGGCCGAAGGAGCCGGAACCGCGAUGCCUCCUCGCCGCCGCCCCACCUGCCCGCGGGGAGGACCCUGAGAGGGGGAAAGUCCCGUCCCAGCAGCACCAGCCGAAAGAGAGAGAGAGAGAGAGCCCUUCUUCGCCUCUCUUCCUGGCCCUCCUUCGGCCCCAUUCUGCCCCAAGUCCCGAAGUUGCACCUCGGCAGCGACAACACGGCGGCGUCAGCCGACUUCUUCCCCUUCCUCUGCCUGCCCAUGGAUAUGCACUGCAAAGCAGACCCCUUCUCCGCGAUGCACCCAGGGCACGGGGGUGUCAACCAGCUCGGGGGGGUCUUCGUGAACGGCAGGCCCCUUCCCGACGUGGUGAGGCAGCGCAUCGUGGAGCUGGCGCACCAGGGGGUCCGGCCCUGCGACAUCUCCCGCCAGCUGCGGGUCAGCCACGGCUGCGUGAGCAAGAUCCUGGGCAGGUACUACGAGACGGGGAGCAUCAAGCCCGGCGUGAUCGGCGGCUCCAAGCCCAAAGUGGCCACCCCCAAAGUGGUGGACAAGAUCGCCGAGUACAAGAGGCAGAACCCCACCAUGUUCGCCUGGGAGAUCCGCGACCGGCUACUGGCCGAAGGCAUCUGCGACAACGACACCGUCCCCAGCGUGUCCUCCAUCAACAGGAUCAUCAGAACCAAAGUGCAGCAGCCUUUCCACCCAACACCAGAUGGGAGUGGGACAGGAGUGAGUGCACCUGGACAUACUAUCGUUCCCAGUACAGCAUCCCCUCCCGUCUCCAGUGCCUCCAAUGAUCCAGUGGGCUCCUACUCCAUUAACGGGAUUCUGGGAAUUCCUCGGUCGAAUGGUGAGAAGAGGAAACGUGAUGAAGAAGUAUCCGAAGGCUCAGUCCCCAACGGCGAUUCCCAGAGCAGUGUGGAUAGUUUGCGGAAGCACCUUCGUGCCGACACUUUCACACAACAGCAGCUGGAAGCUUUAGAUCGAGUCUUCGAGCGUCCUUCUUACCCAGAUGUGUUUCAGUCAUCAGAGCACAUCAAAUCUGAGCAGGGUAAUGAGUACUCCCUCCCAGCUCUGACCCCUGGUCUAGAUGAAGUCAAGUCAAGUCUAUCCACCUCUGCUAACCCAGACCUGGGGAACAACGUGUCAGGACCCCAGACAUACCCUGUAGUGACUGGUCGUGAUAUGGCAAGUACAACUUUGCCUGGGUAUCCACCCCAUGUACCACCAACUGGACAGGGCAGCUACCCAACCUCAACUCUUGCAGGAAUGGUGCCUGGGAGUGAAUUCUCAGGAAAUCCUUACAGCCACCCUCAGUACACAACCUACAAUGAGGCCUGGAGGUUCAGCAACCCUGCACUACUAAGUUCCCCUUAUUAUUAUAGUGCCACAUCCCGGGGCUCCGCACCUCCCACUGCUGCCGCUGCCUAUGACCGCCACUAGUUACCAUGGAAACCACAUGAAACUGCAGGGUGACAGCCUAGGCCUCCAUAUUGUACCUGUCUGAUGAACAUUCUGCACCCCUUGGAAGGAUGAAGAAAAUCGCUCCAUGUCCAUCAACCACUCCCUCCUACCCCACCCUCAUCUUUUGAGACUGCAGGACAUACUGGGAUGUCACGUUUGCUACCACCAGAUCGAAAACUUCAUGUCCUUUGCAGUCCAAGCAAGCAAGUUUAUUAGAGGAUGGCAAAGACAGGCCUGUGAUCAAUUCUCCUGCUGCUGCUGUGGCGGCUAAUGCCACGGCAAUACUUCUGACUGUCCCACAUGAAUUGUUCUUUGACUCCCCGGCCUUCCGUUCCUUCCACACGAGGCUUCCCCGACCCCAAACUGUGAGAGGAGUCUGAGCAAUAGAGUCUGCCCUCUCUUCCUUUGGACUGAUGCAGACAGGAGUUCGCAAAGGUGACGACUGCUGACAACCCAUUGUGUCCCUCAGAAAUGCUCUUCUGUGAAAAACACUUCAGAACGAGAACAGGUUCCUGAAGCCACAAGCUUGGCUUAUUGUGUUACCAAGGAGGCGUUCCACAAGGUUUUCUGUGAGCCAUCCACUCCAAUUUCUCCAUAGGUUGGUUAAAAGAAUUAGGCCUUGCUUUCCGCACAGUUUCAUCCGAAGACUGAUGGUGUCCAUCCAGUAUAUCAUAAUUUUGCAGGCGGGCAUUUGGGAGGAAGCCAUCCCCACGUAACAUAAGCGUAAGAUUCAAGUCAGACAGGAGACUGGAAUGAUGUCAACCAACCAAUGGCAAAAUGAAGAACUAUAUAAAUAGAUAUAUAAAAAAUAACUUUUUAAUGCUUUGUCCUUAAGGUCUGUAAAAAGGAGGAAAAAAAGAACAACCCCCCAGUUUUCUAAAAGCAAGACGUUCCAGCGAAACUAAACUGAAACACCAUCCCAACCUCAAUGGUAGACAUUAUUUCUGAACAAUAAUUCUCCCCUUUCAUUCAUUCUUUUUUCUGUUUUCAGUGGGCAUGUCCAUGCGAGGUAGAGAAGAGUGCCAGCGCAUUAUUUGAGGGCACUGGUCACACUACUCAACUCUAGUAAAAACCAGGAAAGCGGGGGAAGUUAAAUCUGCUGCCCUGGCCCUCUCCCUCCACAACAUUUCUUUAGCAAGUUAUCACUGCAAAAAAUAAAUAUUAAAAUUAUAUAUUGCAGGGGGCUGGUCACAUUUUGGGGCACAUAACAUUGAACCAAAACAAUUUCUUGGUUCUUUAGCAACCAGAUUCUGCCAUAUUUUCACACUGAAGAACUACAUGGGGUUCACUUCUCUCAAUGAAGCUAUAGUAUUCUGAAAUAAGUGACACAAAGAAAUUAAAAAAUGUAAUUCCUACUUGCUCCCACAUUUUGACCAGGUCUCAUAACACUCAGCACAGCACUUUUCCUGCUCUUAGGACUAUCCAUUUCCUUGUUUCUGAAUGAACAAUACUGGGCAGAAUGGGGAUCUCUAACAAUGUCACUUGCUUUUCUAGAGACUAAUGUCUUCCCUUGGUGGACUCAUAGAUGAAAACACAGUAAGUGUUCUACAGAAGGUUGCUGUGCAAAAGGAGUAGUUAUGUAUCAUUGGUCUCAUCUACACUACCAUACAAUCCAGUGUCUGAAUUCCAAUUAUCUGCUUUGAACUGGAUUAUAUGGCAAUAUAGACUCAUAUAAUCCAGUUCAUAGCAGAUACUCUGAAUUCAGAAACUGGAUGAUAAGGCAGUGUAGAUCCAGCCAUUCACUAUCCCAGGGCGCACAAUCCUUUUGGCCUUGAGGGCUAUAUCCAAUGGGUAGUGCAGGGCACAGCACAUGUGUAAAUACAGAUACCGGAAACCAGGUUCACUGAUGAACAGGAGAGCCUUGUGCUACAAGUAGAAGGAAAAUUGUGAUGUGGGAAGCUAGGAAUAAUCUCCCCCACCCCCACCAGCCACUUGAUUGAGAUGUGGGUGGGCUCCUAUUGAUUUUGGCUGAAGGGCACAGUAUUCAUGCAAAUUUCAUAAGCAAAGGAGACUGACAACAUCCAGUUGAAUGGGAUGUAAAGGAGAGAGAAAGUCUCAAGAUGUAAACAAUUGGUUUUAUUCUCUGCCUCCUCACCCCCAUCCUCCAUAAAUCCCAGUGCUUUUCAGCCAAUACAUAUUUACAUGACUGUCCUCAGGGGAGUGUUAAAGAAAAGAGGAAGACAUGCAAACAUUAAUACAAAACAUGAGCGGAAUAGAUUAAAAAUGUCACAGGAUACAUAUGCCUUAUAUUAACUUCCACAUGAAAUGAUAUCUAUGAAGAUUGCUACAGUCAGCAAAAUAGUAACAUGCAUAUGAAAGAGGACAUUCCACAUAUUUAUAAAGCAAUCUGCAGAGAUUACGAAAAGUGGACCUCCAAUCCUGCAAAUGACAACUAGUAUUUUCCAGAUUAGAUGGUAGAAUAUUAUAGAGUUGGAAUGUUUCUUUUCUUGUAUCAACAUAUCCACAAGCCCCUAACACAUAAGUACUCUAAUAUAGUGUUUCUCAAACUCCGAUCCUCUAGGUCAGUGGUUCUCAACCUGUGGGUCCCCAGAUGUUUUAACCUUCAACUACCAGAACUCCUAACAGCUAGUAAACUAGCUGGGAUUUCUGGGAGUUGUAGGCCAAAACAUAUGGGGACCCAUAGAUUGAGACCCACUGCUCUAGGUGUUUUGUACUUUAGCUCCUAUGUCAGCUGUUAGGAAUUGUGGGAACUGAUGUCUCAAACAUCUGGAGGAGCAGCCUUUGAGAAACACCGCUCUAAUACAUUUUCUCUUAAUGCAAUACAUUAUACAUAGGCAAAUUAUUUAAAGCAUGCAUAAGGCACCAUUCAGAAACAUUAAGAACAAGAAAUCAGUCUGCUAAAUCACAAUUCAUUAAAGGUAAUAUAAGGCAUUUGUAUAUAAUAUUUUUGAUAUAUUCAGUUCAUGAUUUGUAAUAUAGUUGUCCAUCCUUUCACUUUUAACAGUCCUUCAAGAAGGAUCAUACAAACACUGUUCAGCCAAACCAUAAGAAGCUUUUUUUCUUUUUUGAAUAUUGGAAAAAUAUACAUCCCAAUGUUCUGUGUCUCCUUUGUUAUCAAACUCAGAUUUCAUAACCAUAUUAUCUCCUUUUGCAAGCAUACUAAGAAGCAUCCUAUUGCUAAAAUUGCAAUGUAUGCAAACUCUCAAAUGUUAGAAUUGAAAUAAACAUGCAGAUAGGACAACUUUAUGCAAACCAGGCAUAUCUGCACUUAUUGUUUUUAUUUUAAAAUGUUUGUUUGAAUCCAACAUUUCCUCCAGCCAUGUUCCUAAUGCUCCAACCAGUGAGCAAUCUUUGCUGAUUCCUCCUCUGCAGCCUCAAGACCAUCUCCAGUGUUUAUCUAGAGCAGUGGUUCUCAAUCUAUGGGUCCCCAGAUGUUUUGGCCUUCAACUCCCAGAAAUCCUAACAGCUGGUAAACUGGUUGGGAUUUCUGGGAGUUGUAGGCCAAAACACCUGGGGACCACAGGUUGAGAACCACCGAUCUGGAGGACCCUUAAUAACACCUGGAAUGGCCUUUCAUGGGUAGGGGUAGGAGUAGAGGACUGCAGAUCAAGGAGGGAUCAGCACAGCUAAGAUGCCUCCCUUAUUCUACUAUUGGAAAUGCACUACUGCUUCAGAAACUGUCUAGACACAGCAGAACGCUUCCUUCUACACAGAAUAUAGAUCUGGAUGUGUAGGAGCUGGGGAAGGAAUUGCAUUCUGCUUAAGAAGAAAAUGGCAGAUUAUAGUCCAGGCACAGCUAUCUUGAAUACAUCUGGGGAGUAAGAUCAAAGCAGAUAAUUCUUCUAGGGCUACAGUUUUCAAAAAGUAAAGCAGGAGUAAGCAGUCCAGGGAAGACAAAAACAUCCUUGCCACCUCUCCCUAGUAUCACAAGGGAAGCCAAGAGGCAGGGGGUGAAGUCACAUUCACAUAAGUAUAAAAAGGGAGGUUUUGUGCCCCGUUUUUUCUACAAAUUGCCAAUACAGCAUGGAAAUAAGAAAUGACUGUCAUAGGAGAGGAGGUUAUCUUGUUUCACAGGCCUCUUCCACGGGAUUUUAAAAAGCAUGUUGCUAAACAGGAGCCCCAUGGCGCCUUUCCAAGCUUCUGUGUGGCCCCAGAGCAGCUUCUUUUUAAUUCCUCUGUAAUUCAGAGGACACUGAGUUGUGGAUGCUCAUAAAAACAAGCCUUUCUGUUCCACCCCAGUCUAUAUAUUCAUGUUUGUGCUUUAUAUAUGCCAUUAUCACCCUCCAAAUUAUAAAAUGAAGUACAAAAAUCUUUCUGUAAAUAUACUUGCUGUUUUGUCUCUUCCACAGCACACAAUUGGGGUGACCAAAAAGCAUUUCAUUAUCAUAUCUAUAUCCAAAUUCAGGCUUCUUUAAAGUUUAAAAACACAAGGACAGCCACUGCUCAUGCAUAUGCGGUAUUUAAAACCCUGUUUUUAAAGGAGGGGAUUUCAUUUGUCCAUUGACUAGUUUUGAAUAUGAUUCCCAAAAUGUUGCUGUUGGUGGGACCAACAGCAACGUGCCCCUGAAGUCCAGCUGUUCCUGGUUUCAUGUUACACAUCCAAGACAGGAAGGAAAAGUUAUACAAAUAUUGGCAUAUUUCAGUUACGUAAAAUUCUCAGGUCCAGAAAAAUGUAUGUGAAGGAAAGAACAGCUGACAACAAUUCGACUUUUCAUUCAUCGCCUUUCACUUAACACUGGUAGGAUCGAGGGAGAAUGUGUAUCACUUCACCACGGCUGGGUUAGUUUCAGGGCCAUUAAAAUCCUGUUCAGUUUAGCCUGCCUUGAUUGUAAGGAAGGGUAAGCAGUUCUGUCUAGAACAUCCUAUGCAAAGGACCAGGCUGUGCCUUGGCCUUUUCCACCACCUCUUCUCAAGAACCAGCUGUGAAUGUGGGUAGUACAUUUGCCAAAGACUGUUUAAUGUUGGCACCUGGUUGUUCUGAGUUAUGGUUCAUGGAUUGCAUUGUAAAGCAGUAUUAUUGUUGAGUUUAGGAACCGACAUGGGGAUUUAUGUGAUGAUGCUAUACAAAAGACAACCAUCGGUAUCCAUAUAUAUCCCACCGGUCUGGACUAUGCAGAAAACACAAAGAUUCUAUCAAUUAUUUAAUAUUUUGUUAUUUGCGGGGGAAAUUACUGCUUUGUAGGAAGAUGAUGUGUGUAAUGUGAAGGCAAUUCCUCUUGUAUAUAAGCCCAUUCUGCAUCUUCAUCUUGCUAGUGAUUGAAACAGACUCACCUCAUUGUGUAGAUAAGGCACACAUUCUCUGUACUGUUCAAAUCUCAUUGUGCUCACUGAAAACAAAUCUCUGUGUUCAAUAAAGCACAGGACAAAUUCAAAAUCUGUGGGGAGGAACCACGCCUGACAGGGCCUUUCCCCUGGCAACCUUCAGCAGCCCCAGAAGUGGUUCAUCAUUUCUUUUCCCUUUUCAAGUAAAGCAAAGGACAAAUGCAGGGAAAGAAACAUACAGACACACAUAAUGAACAAAAAAUAAAAUUCUAUGCAAAAGGGAGGGGUGAAAAGAUGUUGGUAUCUUUUGCAACUCUGCUGUGGAUUCCGCUACUUUUACUACCAUGACGUCUUCCUCCGUUGGCCUGCCUUUGGUUUUGCUCCCCUUCCAGAGAGGGCUGCCUGAUGUCCAACACAAAUAGAUGGAUUCUAGAUUCCGGGAUUAUUUUUCCUCGUCUUUCUUUGGACGCUCCAUGCCUUGCCUCAUUGUGCUUUCUGUUAUCCCCAGCUGUGCAGUGAGAAUGGGAAUAAUAAAAAACAAAUGAACACCCUCA